Messenger RNA from Scutellospora calospora, 190 nucleotides. The record is from the annotation of a GenBank genome assembly. NCBI's taxonomy places the organism in Eukaryota, Fungi, Glomeromycota, Glomeromycetes, Diversisporales, Gigasporaceae.
AAAUCGACCAGGAGAAACUACAGAUACAGAAUAUUUUACCAAGUUGUAUCAAGAAUAUGAUUCUAGAAUUAUGAAAAUAUAUCCUGAACAUAUCAAGUUCGAGAAUGAUUGCUCUAACAAAGAGGAUCAUAAACCAGCUGAUUGCUGUUUCAGAGAGUAUAAUUCAAUGUUUGAAAAACUUAUUUCAUAG